Molecule: messenger RNA, 234 nt
Organism: Penicillium concentricum
Lineage: Eukaryota; Fungi; Ascomycota; Eurotiomycetes; Eurotiales; Aspergillaceae
Exons: 1
Coding region: 1-234 (77 amino acids)
Source: RefSeq, a predicted model, not a curated record
AUGCCUAAUCCGCUUCCCGAGUUCAGCCCCGCGUGUCCCAUCCCGUACAUCCUCCAACCUGAGGAGCGAGUGAAACAACUGCAAGCCAUUCUGGACACAGAUUUCGGACAAGCUCAGAGAGUAAACAUAGAAGCACUCAUUCACCUAUACGAGAUUGGCGAUCUCGGACCACGCCAGCGAACUGAUCCCCCUGUUUUCCUGGUUGAUGGAGUUCGCGUUGAGAAGGACCCAUGA